AUGGCCGCCGCCUCCACGAAUCCCCCGCUGAAGUCCAUCGAGGAGACGUACCUGGAGCACAUCAGGCUGCGCCCAGACACCUACGGCUCGGUCCAGCAGCACAAGACGCCUCUCUGGGUCUACGAGGACGGUGCCAUGGUGCAUCGGUAUGUCACCUACGUCCCCGGCCUCUACAAGAUCUUCGACGAGAUUCUCGUCAACGCUGCCGACCACAAGCAGCGCGACCCCUCCAUGGACUCCCUCCAGGUCGACAUCGACGUCGAGGGCUGCUGUAUCUCUGUCUACAACAACGGACACGGGAUACCCGUUGAGAUCGACCAGGAGGAGGGCGUCUACGUGCCGGAGCUGAUCUUCGCCAACCUCCUCACUAGCCGCCGCUACCAUGACAACGAGCGGAAGACCUUCGGCAGCAGGGACGGCUACGGCGCCAUACUCGCCAACAUCUUCUCCUGGGAAUUCGUCAUCGAGAUCGCUGAUGGGCGCCGGCAGAAGAAGUACAAGCAGUUUGCAGCAUUGAUCAGUAAGAUUUUCUCUGAAAACAAGGGGAAGAAAUCAGAGCCUGAGAUUAAAAAGUGUGAGCAGUCAGAGAACUGGACCAGAGUUACCUUCAAGCCUGACCUUGCCAAGUUUGACUUCACCAAGACGCUCGACCGUGAUAUCGUGGCACUCAUGAGGAAGAGAGUAGUUGAUAUGGCGGGCAUCCUUGGCAAAUCCGUGAAUGUUGAGUUGAAUGGUCAGAAGGUAGCAGCAAAAAGCUUCUCCGAGUAUGUGCAACUCUAUAUUGACUCUGUUUCCAAAGAAGGAAUCGAGCUACCAAGAAUUUACCAGAAGGUAAAUGAUCGUUGGGAGGUGUGUGUGAGUCUAAGUGAAGGCCAGUUUCAGCAGGUCAGUUUUGUAAAUGGAAUUGCGACCAUAAGAGGCGGAACUCAUGUUGACUACGUCGCAAACCAAAUCGCCAACCAUUUGAUGGGCAUUGUGAACAAGAAAAACAAGCAUGCUAGCAUGAAAUUACAUACAGUGAAGGGCUACCUAUGGGUAUUUGUUAAUGCACUCAUUGAAAACCCUGCCUUUGAUUCACAGACCAAAGAGACCUUGACAACUCCUCAGGGAAAGUUUGGGUCCAAGUGUGAGCUAUCCGAAGAUUUCCUUACGAGGGGUAUGUGA
This is a messenger RNA of Triticum dicoccoides, 1164 nucleotides long. RefSeq names its product DNA topoisomerase 2-like. Bases 1 to 1164 code for a protein of 387 amino acids. Gene Ontology annotation, biological process: sister chromatid segregation; resolution of meiotic recombination intermediates; DNA topological change. Gene Ontology annotation, cellular component: nucleus. Gene Ontology annotation, molecular function: DNA topoisomerase type II (double strand cut, ATP-hydrolyzing) activity; DNA binding; ATP binding. Lineage: Eukaryota; Viridiplantae; Streptophyta; Magnoliopsida; Poales; Poaceae. The transcript has 5 exons. The record is from RefSeq and is a predicted model, not a curated record.